UUGGAAAAAACGAAAUAGCAUAUUCCUUCCGACAAAGAAUAAGUUCCAACACGUGAAUGCAUUCAGAAAUAUUCAAAUCAUGGUCUUCAGUUGCGACAAGGUGUUCCAUUAUGGAGUGUUUGAUCUGCCACUGCCUUGCCGCCUCAAGCUAUCCAGCGUUGCCAACCUGGAAACCAACCUCAACCUCCCCAACAGUCGGGGCUAUGGGCAGCUAGAAUUUCUAAAAAUGAAUGCAACAGAAGAUGGCUCGGUGGCGGGAGGAGGCUCGACUGGUGUGCCUUUCCUGGAGGAGGAUAGCACCGACCUCUCCAGCGUGGCCUUCUCCAACCUCUACCCAGCUGUCAUUGAAUGCUUUGUCAUUAUUUUGUGUGGAUAUUUGGCUGGCAGGGGCAACCUCAUAUCGCAGACGGAGUCGAAGGGCCUCAACACAUUCGUCGGCACGUUUUCUUUGCCCUCGUUAAUAUUCAUGUCUAUGGCUCAGUUAGACUUCAGUUCUGUGAAUUGGCUCUUUUUGCUAUCCAUCUGCAUCUCGAAAGCCACGGUGUUUUUCUUGGUGAUUCUGAUAACGCUUCUUGUACACCGCCCGAUGGAUUUUGGCAAAGCUGGUCUCUUUGCCAUCUUUUGUACGCAGAGUAAUGACUUCGCUCUGGGAUAUCCAAUUAUUGCUGCACUGUAUGGAAAGAGUCAUCCAGAAUUUGCUUCCUACCUAUAUCUGGUAGCUCCAAUAUCUUUGGUCUUCCUAAACCCCAUUGGUUUUAUAUUCAUGGAGAUCGGAAAACGCCACAAAAGCAGCCAAGAGGGAGAGGAAGGCAGUUCUACUCGGCGAAAAGAGAAUGGCUGCCAGAUGGUGUUGUAUAUUGUCCGAGACGUUCUCCUAAACCCAAUUGUGCUCAUGACUGCCAUGGGCAUUGUUGGAAAUUUCAUCUUUGACCAUAAAUUGCCCAAUAUCCUUGAAGGAAUCUUGAAGGUGAUGGGUCAAGCUUUCUCUGCUUCAGCCCUAUUUCUCCUUGGCCUGAGGAUGGUGGGGAAAGUCCAGACCCUGAGAGGAUCAGGACUGGUUGUGCCAGGCAUCCUUAUUGCCACAAAAACGUUGAUCCUCCCCUUGGUCACAAGGGAAGUGGUGAGCUUGCUGCAGCCCGGAGCUUCUACGAAUGAGACAGCAGACUACAGCAACUAUGGGUUCCUCUACGGCACCUUCCCGACAGCUCCUGGGGUCUUUGUGUUUGCAUCACAUUAUAAUGUUGCUGUUGAUCUGAUGGCCAGUGCAAUGGUUGCGUGCACCUUCCUCUCUGCUCCUCUGAUGUUUGUGUCUGCAAAGAUGGUCACCCUUGUGAAGAUCAACCCCCUGGACUACGUGAAGGAGUUGGAGUCAAUCCUUUUCAAUGUCAGCAUUAUUGGACUCAUAUGUGCUGUGUGGGUACUGAUCAUUUUUUCAUUGAGUCGGAAGUGGCGUAAAGUCCCUCAUUUUGUCACGCUGUGUUUGUCGUUGUCUCAGGGUGUGGCAUGCAUAGGUGCCUUGCUGUGGUCAGUGAUGGACUGCAACCAUACAUGGAAGCUGUAUCUCCAAUUUGUGCUCUUUUCAUGGGGUGUUUUCUCAUCCCGCCUGUGGACGGCAAUCCUGGCCAUUACACUUUUCCUUCUGCGCUGGCGGUCUCUGUGCUUUGUGCUUCGACUCAGGCCUUUCCUUGCUAUUAUUGGAUGGGGGCUGCCCGGCAUCCUUGUGACAGUGCUGAUUCUGAUGGUUCAGCAGGAGACAGAUGUAGCUGAUAAACAUGACCCAAACUUUCAGUAUGGCUCAGCACAGGCUGUGGUUGCCUUACUUCUCCUUUGGUUUAGUCUUUUCACAACAAUGGUGUGCCUCAUACUCCACCAGCGACAUGAGAAGCGGUAUGCACAAUAUGAAUCUCUACUUAAUCUGGAUGACCCAGAUGAUCGAAGAGGUUCUCGCUCUGCACGAAGCUCGGCACAAAGUUCUCCUCGAUCAUCCACAGUUGAACGGCCAAAAUUGACAAGCAAUGGUGUGUUAAAUGGCUCUUCAAUAGUAGACAUGGAAGAAAUGGUAAACUAUGCCCGAGACCCAGAACAGUUUGAGGACCAGCUGUCUUCAGACAGUGAUAGCCUUUUCAGUCCUCAUGAUGAACUAAGUACAGGAAAUCGUUAUCGCAAUGAGUCAAGAGAGAGGGACGAUAUUUCUGACAUUGUCCAGCGUCAUGUAUCUUCUGCUCAGCUGACUGAACCUGAAGAAACCACGAUUGUCCGUGAUCGAGAUGAUGAGUUCCAGAUGAUGAGGCAUGUGGUCCUGCUACUCUUCUUGUGUGGCUCCAUGAUAGUGGGCUUUGCUUUGUGUAUGUGGACACUUGUAACAGAAGAAGUUAAUGGUGUUUAUGUUGAGUUGGUCUUCCUGGACAUUGUCCUAAACUUUGGACAAGCAUUCUUCACAGCAGCUAUCUUUGGCCUUGACUCCAAGUUGAUCGUCAUGCCUCUCCUGAAGUGGUGGCGACGCAUGUGUCAUGGGGCGGCAACAGUCAAACUCCCAACAUGGAAUGACCUUGAUUCAUUAACCAGACAGACGUGCGAUCAGUUCACAACAUACCACAUGGACAAGUGCAUCAAAGACAUAGUCAGGGACAGAAGGUGGAGACUUAAGAACUUGCCAGCAGUCUUCGGAGGGAAGGAACUCGUCGAUUGGCUACUGAUGGUUGGACUGGCUCGAGACCGUACUGAUGCCAUCAAAUAUGGCCGGCAGCUUCUCCAGGGUCGUGUUAUCCGCCACAUUGACAACCUUCACCACUUCCAUGACCAGCCUUUGUUCUACACUUUUAACAUUGGGGAAGGGAAUAGUUGCCAGUGAAAGGUAAAUGGCUGAUUAAUGGCAAGGUUGUCCCAAGAGACCCUGGUGGAUAUUUGUGGUAGUUUCUAAGAAAAAUGAUGGUGCCAAAAGAAAAAGAAGGUUGUAGCUGCACAUUUUAUGAAAAUCUGUAGCUGAUAUUAUCAUGUUAGUGUAAUUUGAAGACAGUGGUUGUGAAUGGACACACAAAAAGUCUUUAUUUUGCAAGAUUUGGGCAUUGUACAAAUUGGAGUUAAUGUAAAUAUGGAUAUAUUUAAAGAAAAGUAUAUGUCUUGACUAAAGAAGUCUAUUUUUAUGUAAUUAUGUUAUUAACAAUUGGGAAUGUGACAGACCUAUUGUGUUCAUGUGCAAUACGUUCCAUAAAGAAAAUUAAUUGAGGCUCCUCACAGACGUUUAUUUAUGUAUAUUAUUUGCACACACAAACAACGCACAGAAAGUGAUAGUGAAAAGUGGUUAUGGAGCACAUCAUGCCUCUUGCUUAUGAGGUGUUAAAUUAUGGUUGUGUAUAUGGGAAUGCACCUAUCCUUGUAUAAUUUUAUUUUUAUAUUAUAAGGCA
This is a messenger RNA of Penaeus monodon (black tiger shrimp), 3404 nucleotides long. It is a transcript of the gene anchor, whose product is annotated as integral membrane protein GPR155-like. The record is from RefSeq and is a predicted model, not a curated record. NCBI's taxonomy places the organism in Eukaryota, Metazoa, Arthropoda, Malacostraca, Decapoda, Penaeidae. Gene Ontology annotation, cellular component: membrane. Gene Ontology annotation, biological process: transmembrane transport; intracellular signal transduction.